This is a messenger RNA of Paraglomus brasilianum, 1221 nucleotides long. Lineage: Eukaryota; Fungi; Glomeromycota; Glomeromycetes; Paraglomerales; Paraglomeraceae. The record is from the annotation of a GenBank genome assembly.
AUGCGUCGAGCCAAAAUCUUCGCAGGGACUUCUCACCAAGAGCUAGCACAUAGUAUCUGUGAAUGCGUCGGUAUUCCGCCUGCUCCAGCUACUCUCAAGAGGUUUAGUAAUAAAGAGACUUCAGUGGAAAUCGGAUGCUCUGUUCGCAACGAAGAUGUGUUCAUUAUCCAAUCCGGUUCAACAAAUGUCAACGAUCAUCUCAUGGAGCUACUCAUUAUGAUUGCAGCAUGCAAAGGUGCAUCGGCAAAGCGUAUCACGGCUAUCAUGCCGUAUUAUCCUUAUUCGAAGCAAAGCAAGAAGAAGAAAGCGCGAGGGGCUAUAGCAGCUAAAAAUCAUGUGAUUACGAUGGACCUUCACGCAUCUCAAAUGCAAGGCUUUUUUAACAAGCCAGUAGAUAAUCUAUCUGCCGAGCCGCGUAUUGUUCAGUGGAUAGAAGAUUCCGUUCCUGAUUAUGCUAACGGAGUAGUGGUCAGCAAAAAUGCUGGAGGAACAAGAAGAGUGACAUCACUAGCCGAUAGACUUAAGAUUGACUUUGCUCUUAUCCAUACAGAUUAUAAUCGUGGGCCGCAUCGUAAUUCAUAUGAUUUACCAGAUUCAUGUAUAUCGACCGAUGAAACUGAGAGACAUCAAUUGAUGAUUAGCCAAACGCUUCAUUCUACACAUAGUGAUAACGCGUCAACGUCCGCUGUGAAUAAUUAUGAUAAUGGCCAUGACAACGCUGCAGUGGGGGGCGAAUCGGCGUCACAUAGUGCAUCUGCGUCAGUAAUAGGAGAAAUUUUGACAGCUGCAGAUACGGAAACAGACAGGACAACUAGUUUGGUGGGAAACGUUACCGGGAAAGUUGCAUUUAUUGUUGAUGAUCAAAUAGAUAAAGCAACUUCUUUUAUUGCAGCCGCCGAGCAUCUAAAGAAAUGUGACGCCAAACGUAUAUAUGUAAUUGCUACUCACGGUAUAUUGAGUGGAGAUAGUAUCAAAAAUAUAGAGAACUGUUCAGCCAUACACAAGAGGCCAUCAGAAGAACUCAUUAUGGAGAAAGCAUUAGUUUUCUAUUCUAGCGAAAUAAUUCUGAGUUGUCCACAGUUGAUAUGUGUCGUUAAACAACAGUAUAUACAGAUGCGACUAGUGCAGCCAGGGGCUGCUGACAUGCCAGUUGGAAAAGAGUUGAUUAGCGCCAGUUCUAUAAAACCUUUUGGAUUACCAGGAUUCUUACGAACGCUGUGA